AUGUCUGAACCAUCCGAACCCCCACCACCAAAGCGCCAGAAGCGUGAGGCCUACCGCUCCGCCCACCGAGCGGAUGAAAACUCGACUGAGAUGCCCAAGAAGAAAUUCUUUAGGCAGAGGGCACAUGCGAACCCCUUUUCUGAUCACCAUCUGAUAUACCCUACGAGCCCUGCUAUGAUGGACUGGUCCGAGAUGUAUCCGGCAUUCGUGGCCAAGGUCUUCAGCCAGGGGGCCAGAAUACCGAAGAAGCUGACAAAGGAUGUCGAGGUGGCGGAUAUUGGAUGUGGUUUCGGUGGUCUGCUCAUGGCUCUCGGCCCCUUUAUGCCAGAAACGUUGUGCCUAGGUCUUGAGAUCAGAACCUCGGUCACAGAAUAUGUCGAGGGCAGGAUCCGUGCUAUGAGGAACCAGAGCAGGAUUGAAGGCGGCAAUUCGUACCAGAACAUCGCGUGCCUGCGGGCGAACACAAUGAAAUUCCUGCCCAACUUCUUCAAAAAGGGCCAGCUCUCCAAAAUUUUCAUCUGUUUCCCGGACCCGCACUUCAAGGCCAAGAAGCACAAGGCGCGCAUUGUGUCGACGCAGCUCAACUCUGAGUACGCCUAUGUGUUGAGGCCCGGCGGCAUCGUCUACACUAUCACAGAUGUCAAGGAUCUGCACGAGUGGAUGGUGUCACAUCUUGAGGCACAUCCGGCCUUUGAGAGGGUGUCGGAGGACGAGCAGGAGGCCGAUGAGUGUGUCAGGAUCAUGAGUACCGAGACGGAGGAGAGCAAGAAAGUAAUAAUUUGGACGAACGAUGAAGAGGCAAUGAUGACGGCCAAUAGAUGUGAUGAUCUGCAUAUUGUCAUUACUGUCCGCCUUGUUGUCGAUGAACGGACUAUGGCCCUGAAGAGGAGAGAUGUGAUUCUUGCCGGUAUUGCCAGUUUUAUCGCCUGGGGUUAUGCCACCAAUUGGUUCCCCGCGGUCCGCUGGGCUGGUCACGCCUUCGUCGCCGGUCUCGUCACCUCGCUUCUCUUGGUGCUUGCAGCCUUCCUGCUCCUUUCUAGAGGCUCAAGCCACGAGACGUCGUCAAGAUAUAGAUAUCCGUCAUCACGACAUGGGCCCAAGUUCCUCGGCCGGGAAGCAUGGCGCGCCGAGGUUGCGGCCCUGCGCCAGCGCCAUUCCUACACGAAGCAGCCCCUCUACGCCGCCUCGCCCAGCAUCUCUCGUGCACUCGACGACGUCCUCGAUUUGAUCACCAGGGAUUUCAUAUGGUCGUGGUAUUCCAAGGUCAGCGAUAAUCCGGUCUUUAGAGACGAGGUCGACAAGGCGAUACGGUGCGCGCUCGAGAACAUCCGCGACCGCCUCUUCGAGGUCGACCUGCCCGAGGUCUUGACCACUCGGCUCGUGCCCAUUCUGACGGCGCACUUUCGAGACUUUAACGAGGCAGAGAGGGCCGUCAGGGGCCGCAAGCUGAACCGCUCCGUCACGGAGUCUGAAGAGCUGGACUUGGCCAUCGCGUCCAAAUACAGGGAGGGGAGACUGCACCCGGCCGCGACCCUGUCGUAUUCCGACCUCAAGCUUACGCAGCAGGACUACCUGCGGCAGACGACUGCCAAGGUGCUGCCACACAUGCUGCCGGACAAUGUCCUGCGAAGCCGGGCCGUCUCGACCUUGAUUCGCGAGAUUGUCGCUUGCGCGGUGCUGUCUCCCAUCCUCCAAAUCCUGUCCGACCCCGACACGUGGAAUCAGAUCAUGGAGAACGCCGGGAGGAACAUGCUGCAGGAUCGCUCAACCGUCAGGAAGCUCCGUGCAGCUCUAGAUGAACAUGCGCCAUCUGCGCCCAAGUCCGGCAAGCCCAUGUCAUUCCCGCGGCUGUCACCUGGAGAUAGUGAGAGGAGGUUUGAGAAGUUCGUCAGGACGAUCAAGAAGGUGUCCAAUCUGUCCGACGCGAGGAGGUUUAGGAGCGAGGUCACGAGCCAGCUCAAAAGAGACUCCCAGCAGGAGGGACAGGACCCCGUCUACCUGCGCCGGCUGGACAUGGGCAAGAGGUUGCUGGACCAGAGGGUACAGCUCCUUGCUGCAGGGGGAGACCGCCGCGUCCGCACCCUCCCUCCCAACCCGGUCGCCACACCCGAGUCGAGGCUCGAAAAUGCUUCCCUCGCAGACCUUCUGCGGGAUGCCUCAGGCUUAUCAUACUUCAUGGAGUACAUGGACAGGCUACGACUCAUGAGCCUGGUGCAGUUCUGGCUCGUGGUCGAUGGGUUCCGUGACCCUCUCGAGGAGGAAGGGCACGAUGACGAUGACCACCUGCCGCUCACACUGCCUCCGUGGACAACAUCCGACAGACAGGACCUGGCCCAGAUAGAGCAGGCUUACCUGUCCAAGCCGGAGCUCAAAGUUCCGCAGGCAUCGAAGCGGACCGUGCGGGAGUUUCUUGAAGCCGGAAAGGCUGCCACGCCCGAGCAAUACUACAGGGCACGGAAGAGCAUCUUGCGUGCUCAACAUGCCGUCCUGGAGGAGAUGCAGUCGAGGCAUUUCAGCAACUUCAAGAAAUCGGACCUGUGGUACAAGUGCCUCGCAGCAGAGGAGGCCUCACAGAGCAACGCGCACCCUGCGCGCAGCAGUACGGUGCCAUCUGAGGUCCACUCGCCGCCACCUUUAUCUAGAACUACAACUGCUUUCGCGGGCAAGCCGGGCCCGUUCUCUCGGCUGGCGCCAAAGCUCAACACAAAGCUGCAAAACCGCCGCGCCGAGUCAUCCUCGGAUUUGAAGCAUUAUACCGGUAACGCUGGUAGCCUGGAUGCGGUGGUCGAGCCUCGCAGAUCGCUGGAUGCGAGGGUAUCUUUUGACUCGAGGACAUCGUUCGAUGAACACUCGCCGAACCCACUCUUCGACGAUGAAGAGGCAGACCAUGACGCACUUGCCGACAGCGUGGCAAGCCUGGACCAAAGUACCGGGCCCCGUCCUCCUGACAGGAAGGUUGUUGCCGCGAUGGAGGAGGCACUGAACAACAUCCUGGAAGACACUCGUCCCCCUACCUCAGAGGACCUGCGAGGAUCGCUGUUUGGUGAAGACGACGCUGGCUCGAGCCUUUUCUCCGACCACGAUGUGCACACCAAAGGAGGACCAGCGGACGUCGGCCGUCCCGGCAACGGCAAGGAGCCCGAGAGGCCUAGCUUGUCGUCCUUGGGACUCGUCAGUGCGGCAUCGCGCAUUGGUGUGUUUGUGGAUGACGACUUGUUCGGAGACGAGGACCGGUAUCUAUCAGAUGAACCUGAUGAUGCGGACAGUCCCAGUAAGAAGGACGAUAUGGAUGAUAUCCACGAGGCAGCACCAGGGGAUCUUGGGCUCGCAGAGGCCAUCACGGCGCUCACGAAUGACAUCGACAAGCUGGAGGCGCAGAAUGCUGUCGUCGACUCUCUGCUCAGGAAAGCGGAGCUUACGAACAAUACCGCCGAGCUCCGGAUCCUGCGCAAGUCCAAGGCCAGCCUGAACAGGGAGAUAAGGAGGAAAGAGCUGCAGAGGCAGCAAUACGUGGUACAGGAGAGCGACAACAGUUUAUACGGCCGUUCAGCUAUCAGGAUCAAGGCGAUUCAGGUCGGGCACGAGGGCGAUGGCAGGGAGUACGCGGUCUAUGUCAUCGAGGUUUCACGCAACGCAGGGGAGAAGAUGCCGGCGGCCUCAUGGCUCAUCACACGCCGAUACAGCGAGUUUCAUGAGCUGCACCAGAGGCUCCGCUCCAAGUAUCCCUCUGUCCGCCACCUUGAUUUCCCCAGGCGGCGGGUCGUGAUGAAGCUGCAGUCCGACUUCCUCCAGAAGCGCCGACAAGCUCUCGAGAAAUACCUACGCGAGCUUCUGCUCCUGCCUGACGUCUGCCGCAGCCGUGACCUACGAGCCUUUCUCUCCCAGGCUGUCAUCCGAGCCAGCGAGAACCGCUUGGGGGAGGAGGAAGAAGAAGACAGGAAGGAUAUGAUGACGCGACUCUACGACUCAGUGACGGAUGGCGUCGAGGAUAUCCUAGGCAGCAUACCUGUGCUAGACCAGCUGUCGAUCGCCGGGCAGAACCUCAUAGCUGCUGCUACCAAUCAGAUCAACACCCUGGGUCCCUCGAUGACCAUGGUCGACCCAGCAGCCAACUCUGCAGAUGCGGCAACGGCAGCAGAGGCCGAGGCAGAACUGGCCGCCUUCGAGGGCCGCGAACACAUGGAGGCAGAGCCCUUCGUCAAGCCCAUCUGCGACGUGUUCCUCGAGGUCUUCGAGCUGAACCGCGGCAGCAAUGCCAACUGGCUGCGCGGCCGCGCCGUCGUCGUGGUCCUCCACCAACUGCUCGGCGGCACGAUCGAGCGGAAGCUGCGCGACAAUGUGCGGAUGCUCGUCCAGGAGGACGCCGUGCUGAAGUACAUUGCAUUGCUCAAGGACAGUCUCUGGCCCGGCGGGAAGAACUUUGGCGAGGGCAAACGGCCCCGGACCAAGGCAGAAAAGUCGCGCACGCGGACCGAGGCGAGCCUGAUGCUGGCGACUCUGGUGCCAGAUCUCGCGGGGAGUGUGGUCGGAAGGGUGAAUGCACAGGCAGCGAGCCGGAGGCUCUUUGCCACUUUUAAUAACGAGCGACUGAAGUGA
This is a messenger RNA of Cryphonectria parasitica EP155, 4596 nucleotides long. RefSeq lists its product as uncharacterized. Gene Ontology annotation, biological process: tRNA modification. Bases 1 to 4596 code for a protein of 1531 amino acids. Gene Ontology annotation, molecular function: tRNA (guanine(46)-N7)-methyltransferase activity; phosphatidylinositol binding. NCBI's taxonomy places the organism in Eukaryota, Fungi, Ascomycota, Sordariomycetes, Diaporthales, Cryphonectriaceae. Gene Ontology annotation, cellular component: intracellular membrane-bounded organelle. The transcript is spliced from 6 exons. The record is from RefSeq and is a predicted model, not a curated record.